Molecule: messenger RNA, 1995 nt
Organism: Hyalella azteca
Lineage: Eukaryota; Metazoa; Arthropoda; Malacostraca; Amphipoda; Hyalellidae
Product: gamma-aminobutyric acid receptor subunit beta
Exons: 16
Coding region: 541-1995 (484 amino acids)
Biological process (GO): chemical synaptic transmission; chloride transmembrane transport; regulation of membrane potential
Cellular component (GO): synapse; neuron projection; membrane
Molecular function (GO): neurotransmitter receptor activity; extracellular ligand-gated monoatomic ion channel activity; transmembrane signaling receptor activity
Source: RefSeq, a predicted model, not a curated record
ACCGUCAGUAGAAGAACCUCGUCGCUAGCUUGCUGUUCCUCCGGCGACCAAGCGAGAAUAAUUCGUUUAAUACUCGCUAAAAUAUUUACGAAACUUCAUUUAUGAACUCAAUUCUCAACGAUUUGCCUGACUGAAAGAGAUAGUUGUCAGAGUAGUGAAUAAAAUUCUUGCGGUGAUUGGUACCCCGUUGGAUUCUGAAAGACGAUUUAGCCCAAAGUGUUCAACGGCUCCCGAGGUUAAGGCUUGGAACGUGUAGGGCAUGAGUAAAAACUUUCCUUUGGACGCAAUUCUCGAUGUUUGCUGGUGAAAUGCAUCUCCAGCGACCUCGACCUCGCUUACGUAGCACCCAGUGAGGAGCUUUGGCAGCGGUCGGCAUGGUGCGGGACUGAAAACACGAGCAAAGCAAGUUCAAAAGUUGUUCGUUUUGAACCGCUGCUGUUGCUCUCAUAGUUUCUAAUGCCUUGAUAUACAAGAGCUAAUCUUGCUGUCGCCGCUGUUGCUGCUGCUGGGCUUAAAAAUUAUUGCCCAACAACAUCAACAAUGACCAUUAUUGUGGCCACCAUUCGCUCACGGCCAAUAAGACCAAUGGCGAGUCUUACGGCGGCCUUCAUAUUACUCACGGCCCUCGCUACUCCGGUCUUCGCCGACGCCCCAACGUACCGUCCUAACGUGGAAGAGGCUUUCAGGGCAAUGACGGAGACCGUAAACAUCUCAGCUAUCCUGGACUCCCUGCAGACAGGAUACGAUAAGAGAGUGCGACCAAAUUAUGGAGGGGCGCACGUUGACGUCGGUAUAACGAUGCAUAUUCUCAGUAUUAGCUCGCUCUCUGAAGUCCAAAUGGGUAAAGGGGCAUUUACAGCAGCUACCAACUCUGGCAGAGCCGCCGCUUUAAGUAGUAAAUCAGGAGGUGGAGACUCGGACGAUGGCGGCGGAGAACCCAGCCAGGACUUUACGCUCGACUUUUAUUUUCGUCAACACUGGAAAGAUCCACGGUUGUCAUUCCCGGGCCUGCAUGGCUUGGAACAACUGACAGUUGGCUCGGAAUACCUAUCCAGGAUCUGGGUCCCUGAUACCUUCUUUGCCAAUGAAAAGAAGUCUUAUUUUCACACGGCGACGACCCCAAAUGAAAUGCUUCGGAUCACCAACGAAGGAGGAGUUCUGCGCAGCAUGAGAUUGACCAUCACUGCAUCAUGUCCCAUGAAUCUCAUGUACUUCCCGAUGGACAGACAACUUUGUGUCAUCGAAAUUGAAAGCUUCGGUUACAGUAUGGAUCACAUUCGGCUGUCAUGGCAUGCUGGGGAUAAGAGCGUCGCCAUCGAGCAAGGAGUUUCGCUCCCGCAGUUCAGAGUCCUGGGCUUCAACAGAAAAACGAUCAUCGCUUCAACGUCCACCGGAAACUACUCACGCUUGCUGUGUGAAAUCGCAUUCGUGCGUUCGAUGGGAUACUACCUCAUCCAGAUCUACAUCCCGUCUACCCUCAUCGUCGUCAUUUCUUGGGUAUCCUUCUGGCUCAACAGAGCAGCCACUCCCGCGCGCGUGUCCCUGGGAGUGACCACCGUGCUUACCAUGACCACCCUCAUGUCAUCCACCAAUGCGGCUCUACCGAAGAUUUCUUACGUCAAGUCCAUCGACGUGUACCUCGGCACCUGCUUCGUCAUGGUCUUCGCCUCGCUGCUUGAAUACGCGGCCGUUGGCUACCUCGGCAAGCGUAUCCAGAUGCGCAAGAACCGCAUCCUGCAGCUGCAGAAGAUGAUCGAGCAGCGUAAAGCCCAACACCUGGAGCUGAGCCACGAAGGAGGCCCUGACGCUGCCGACCACGCCCCUAAACAAACUAAUCAUCGAAUAGGUUCCAAACAGUCCAAUCACCGCGAUCAUUCCUCGAAGCAAUCCGUGAGUCGCGAACCCUUGCUUCUCCUCCCUACGGAACCUACUUCUUCCGACCAGAUCGGCUGGGCGGCGUCUGGAGCACGUCAGUUAGAAUUGAGCAGCAAAUGA